Molecule: messenger RNA, 2249 nt
Organism: Portunus trituberculatus (swimming crab)
Lineage: Eukaryota; Metazoa; Arthropoda; Malacostraca; Decapoda; Portunidae
Product: zinc finger protein 347-like
Exons: 3
Coding region: 353-2068 (571 amino acids)
Biological process (GO): regulation of transcription by RNA polymerase II
Cellular component (GO): nucleus
Molecular function (GO): RNA polymerase II cis-regulatory region sequence-specific DNA binding; DNA-binding transcription activator activity, RNA polymerase II-specific
Source: RefSeq, a predicted model, not a curated record
GCCCUAUCUGGCACCAUCACAAUUACCAUCCGCCAACCGCCGCACCUCAUGAGUCAUGAUUCAGAUCACAAUCAUCCCAUUCAGUUCGUGUUUAGCCCCUUUGACCGUUGGAUGUGCUUUUAAGUACUUUCUUGUGUCAGGUCAAACUUGCAUUAAUUACGAUUAAUUUACGAUCUAGACAAUCUUGCCUUUUUACAGGGCAAUCUUGGCUUUUUAUAUUUUUUUGUGAGUGGCAACCUGCCCACAGGAGAAGCGCAGAAGCAGGAAGACUCACUCACCAAGGCGUCUCACGGAAACAAUGUUACUGCCAAUUCCCUAGAAAUGGUGAUGGAGGGCUAAAUUGAAAGUGGCAAUGGUUGGAGCAUUCACAGCUCUAUCAGAGACCAGCCCAGCCCAGCUAGUAUCCAGUCUACCACCACCUCCACUCCUGCCUGCCACCCACCAACAGCUGCCUGGCUGUCUACCCUCCCUCAGGCUCCCUGCAAGACUGGUUGGAGCGUGUGCUUGCAGCAGUGGUGUGGGAACGGUGGGGGUCGGGAGGCAAGACAGUAGCAUGGGUGGCCAGUGGCAACAGCAACCAGCCUCAGGUGUGGGAAGGCACAGGUGUGGUGGCAAGGAUCACCUGGAGAUAGGCAGCUCUGGCCACACAGGACAGAGCAGGUUUGAAUGUCAACAGUGUGAUAAGACUUUUACCAGAAAACAAGGCCUCACCACACACACCUUGAUUCAUAGUGGCAUUAGGAACUAUGAGUGCAGUGAGUGUGGGAAAAAAUUUAAGCAAAAAUCUCUACUCAACAGACACAGCCUGAUACACAGUGGUGUUAGGAAUUAUGAAUGUGGUGAAUGUGGGAAGAAGUUUAUCCUAAAUUUUACCCUCACCAAACACAGGCUGAAACACAGUGGUGUUAAAAAUUAUGAGUGUGAUGAAUGUGGGAAGAAAUUCACCCAUAAGUCUUCCCUCACCACACACAGCCUGACACACAGUGGUGUUAGGAAUUAUGAGUGUGGUGAAUGUGGGAAGAAAUUUAAUCUGAAGUCUAACCUCACCAAACACAGUCUUAUACACAGUGGUGUUAAGAAUUAUGAGUGUGGUGAGUGUGGAAAGAAAUUUGCCCUAAAGUCUUCCAUCAUUACACACAGUGGUGUUAGGAAUUAUGAGUGUGAUGAAUGUGGGAAGAAAUUUACUCUAAAGUCUAACCUCACCAGACACAGCCUUACACACAGUGGUGUUAAGAAUUAUGAGUGUGGUGAGUGCAAGAGAAAAUUUACUGUUAAGGCUAACCUCACCAGACACAGCUUGACACACAGUGGUGUUAGGAAUUAUGAGUGUGAUGAAUGUGGUAAGAAAUUUACCCAAAAGUCUUCCCUCACCACACACAGCCUGACACACAGUGGUGUUAGAAAUUAUGAGUGUGGUGAAUGUGGUAAGAAAUUUACCCAAAAGUCUUCCCUCACCACACACAGCCUAACACACAGUGGUGUUAGAAAUUAUGAGUGUGGUGAGUGUGGGAAGAAAUUUGCCAAAAAGUGUCACCUCACCACACACAGCCUGACACACAGUGGUGUUAGGAAAUAUGAGUGUGGCAAGUGUGGGAAGAAAUUUACUCAUAAGUCCAACCUCACCACACACAGCCUGACACACAAUGGUGUUAGGAAUUAUGAGUGUGGUGAGUGUGGGAAGAAAUUUACCCGAAAGUCUAACCUCAUCGCACACAGACUGACACAUAUUGGUGUCAGGAAUUAUGAGUGUGGAGAGUGUGGGAGGAAAUUUACCCAAAAGUCUUCUCUCACCAAACACAGCCUGACACACAGCGGUGUUAGGAAUUAUGAAUGUGGUGAGUGUGGGAGAAAAUUUACCCGAAAAGAUAAUCUCACCACACACAGCCUGACACACAGCGGUGUUAGGAAUUAUGAGUGUGGCGAGUGUGGGAAGAAAUUUCCUACCAUUUCUCGUCUUAAUGAACACGCAUUCAGACACACUGGGUUGAGAGAGUUCAAGUGUGAUGAUUGUGGGAAAUGUUUCAAGACAAGGGCUGAUAUUGCCAGACAUGUGAAGGUACACUUUUGAGGUGUGUGUUGUAUGAGUGGAUGGGGCCACACCUGUGUCUGUGAUGGCAGGUGUGUUUGUGUGCUGUGAGCGAGUAAUGAGAUCAGCAGUUGUUUUGUGAGGGAGUGAUGGCUGCAGCAGUUGUUUUGUUGGCUAAGCAGCAGUGUCUUUCAAUAAAAGUGUGUGUAAAUGUAACAUGAUA